Molecule: messenger RNA, 1120 nt
Organism: Glycine soja
Lineage: Eukaryota; Viridiplantae; Streptophyta; Magnoliopsida; Fabales; Fabaceae
Product: probable WRKY transcription factor 51
Exons: 3
Coding region: 86-676 (196 amino acids)
Biological process (GO): regulation of DNA-templated transcription
Molecular function (GO): sequence-specific DNA binding; DNA-binding transcription factor activity
Source: RefSeq, a predicted model, not a curated record
CCUAGGCGUGAUAAAAGGCCAAAGACUCUUAGGUUUUUGGCUCUUUGCAGAAUCUUUGAGUGACACAUACCUAGCUAUCACCUCAAUGGAUUACUAUUUUGGAAACCUUAAUCCUAACCCUUAUUACCAUCACUCUGCCGUAGUGAACAUGGCAUCUCCCUCCUCCGAGUUCAUGUUAUCUGAUUAUCUCGUGUUGGAAGAUGCUCUUGUUGUUGAUCAUCAUCAAGAGUCUUGGUCACAAAGCACUGAAACUGAAUCGUCGGAGAAAGCAACCUCCAGCGAUGCAAGUCAUGGGUUCGGUGAUGCAACCUCCAACACCAACAUGCAUAUAAAGUGCCAAAAUAGUGGGAUUAAGGGAAAGAAUGCAGAAGUGAGUCAAAGGAUAACGUUUAGAACCAGAUCGCAACUUGAGGUUAUGGAUGAUGGAUAUAAAUGGAGGAAAUACGGGAAGAAAACAGUGAAGAGCAGUCCCAACCCACGGAACUACUACAAGUGUUCAGGUGAAGGAUGCGAUGUGAAGAAAAGGGUGGAAAGGGAUAGGGAUGACUCCAACUAUGUGUUAACAACGUACGACGGUGUCCACAAUCAUCAGACCCCGUCUACUGCCUACUACAGCCAAAUGCCCUUGCUGCAUUCUAAUCAUGAUUGGGCCCUCCACCCUUCUGCAAACUCAUAAUAUCCUCCUUAAUAUAGUAAUAUCCAGAGAUAGGAGAAUCAACUUAUACUUUUAGGAUUACUUUUUAUCUUUAUUAUUUAUUUUUUAUAAGAGAUUUUAAAAAAUAAAUAAUGAGAAUAGAGAAUAAUUUUAAAAGAAUUAUUGUUGAUGUAAGUUAAUCUCUACUCUGUAUAUAUAUAUAGUUAUUGACUCAUUUAGUAUAUUGCCUGUCAAUAACCAUUAUUACAUGUAUAUUGAUUAUUAUGCAUAUGCCAGUCCACGCUGAAUAACACCCAUCCCAGUCCCUUGCAUCUCUCUAUAUAUAGCUCCUCGUGCGCAGCAAAAGCCAAGAGGUCGUAGUUGGUAAUUAGCUAUUGGCUAUUAUCGCUUUGUCUAAUUAAUCAUAAUUAUUUCUAUAUAUACUGUAUGUAGUAUGUGUAAUUAAUCAUCUCAUUGUCCAUUCAA